Alternaria alternata is the source of this 1827-nucleotide messenger RNA. RefSeq names its product HET-domain-containing protein. The transcript is spliced from 3 exons. Bases 156 to 1367 code for a protein of 403 amino acids. Lineage: Eukaryota; Fungi; Ascomycota; Dothideomycetes; Pleosporales; Pleosporaceae. The record is from RefSeq and is a predicted model, not a curated record.
CUCGAGUCUUUGACUUGGAAAACGCCACUGCUUACCUGAUCACUUGAUCAUGUUCUCGUCUAGGCAUCAGCUGCUGCCAGCGAGCAACACACAGACCCUCAUGACACCAACAUCUAACGGCAACUCAAAAGCUCCGCUUGCGCUAUUGUCUCAGCAUGUACCUACUGCGACGUGAGAGUGACGGCGAGUUCAGCCUUACCGAAUACUACGGGCAGCUCCCACCAUAUGCUAUACUUUCGCACACUUGGGGAUCUGAUGACGAAGAAGUGACAUUCAAGGACAUUCUAAAGAGCAGAGGCAAACGUAAAUCUGGCUACGAAAAAUUGCGCUUCUGCGCUGCCCAAGCUGAGGAGGAUGGAUUGGAAUAUUUCUGGGUGGACACGUGCUGCAUUGAUAAGACAGAUAGCGUGAAACUUUCAGAGGCGAUCAAUUCCAUGUUUUCGUGGUAUCAGCACUCGACCCGAUGCUACGUUUAUCUUUCCGACGUUGAUGCGCUUCCGAUUACCCUCGAUCUCUUUAGAAAUAGAGAAUUGCUGGAACAUGUGUUGGCACCCGCGUGGAAAUCCGAUUUCAAACUGAGUAAAUGGUUCACAAGAGGCUGGACUCUGCAAGAACUCCUUGCGCCGUCUUCUGUUGAGUUCUUUGCUAAAAAUGGUGAGCGCCUAGGCGACAAGCAAACCUUGUCGCAAGAUAUCCAUCAGAUCACGGCAAUCUCUCUUGAAGCUUUGGAAGAGUCUCCAUUGCGUCCAUCAGGGUAUAGUGUGAAAGAACGGCUGUCGUGGGCAGAGGGACGGGAAACCAAACGAGAAGAGGAUGCUGUUUACUCUCUUCUUGGCCUUUUUGGCGUACAUAUGUCACCCAUCUAUGGAGAGGGUCGACCUAACGCAUAUGAUCGCCUCCUUUUGGAAAUACAGCGAAAGUCAGCGCUUCGUCCUUCGCAUGGAACAGGUAGUUCAGAUUUGCAGGAUGCUGCUUUUUCUUCGAACGGUCAGCAUGGCAAUGGCCCUCUGACAUUGAAAAGAAGCGCGUCAGAUGCGUUUGGAGCCACACUUUCUGGUCCCGAUGAAAGCGAUUCAAAGCACAGGUUGGUCGAAGCGAAGUCAGAAAAGUCUGCACGCGAUAGGACGGAGGAACAUCUGGUAGCAAUGCGGGAUUGGUUCACCGAGGCGAUUGCCGCAAGAAUGGACUUGCCUAGUGGCUACCAACGGGUUGCUGUGUUGUUAUUCAGAUGGACGGAUGAAUUGGAUGAAUUACGAACAUCUAACGAGAACUUCAACGAGUGUUCCGCGAUGAAUUUCAAUUCGAGACUGAGAUUGUUGGACUCAAUCACCGAAGCAAACCACAACUUCAGAUGGAUCGAUCUUUGAUAACCUUCAUUGAGGAGUACGACGGGCCUCAAAAUCUGUUAAUCGUGUUCUAUGCGGGCAGUAGCGUCCGCUACCAGAGCACCCGUCGACUCGAGCUUUUGCCGUCAUUGAGCUCAUUAACGGAUCGUGGUGCUUUCACUGGUGGUCAGAUAAACUGGUACAAGACAGAAGAUAUGCUCCGUUCAGAUGAAGUCGAUGGAGACGUCCUUGCAAUACUGGAUACACCUUACGCAAGUAACAACGAGGUUGGCCAUAUUUUCAACGAGGAAAACAAUUACAAGGGCGGUGACGAGAGGACUUCGAGACGUUUCCAGUUGAUGGCAGCUUGUGAUGAGACGACCUCGGGAGCUGAGAAUCAAUCUUUCACACGAGCUCUGAUUGACGGGAUGAUGCGACUCUUGAAAGAUGACAGCUGCCCCUCAUUCUCUACCCAGAAGCUUCAUCAGUCGAUCGAGAAAGU